AUGGCGGAGAAUGGGGAUGAGAAGACAGAUGAUUCCUCCAUUAAACCUGUGUCAUCGCUGCGUUCUCUGUUUGAAAAUGCUCCUGGAGCAAAGCGUGCGCCUUCAACAACACCUAGAUCCACCUUACGUCACGCCAGUACCUAUGUUGACAAACUCGAGUCGGCGGACGAUGCAAGAUCACGAGCGGAUGGUAGGAUAUCUUUAGACAUGGCUCGGCCUCCUGGGCCAGCCAAUACUGCCUUCAAUAGCUCGUUGUUACGAGCAACCCAUCUUUCGCCUACAACGAGAGCACCACAAGAUCUACAAUUUUCGUCAUCCAAGCCGCGACCGCUGUCUAUGGGGCCCAUGUCCCCUCCUCGAUCGCCGCCAAAAGUAACAGUCGACUCGCCAAAUUCUCCAACGAAGAAGCCCAACCGUAAUGCUUACUUCACGCCUGCUCGUUAUAGACCUGAAAACACCAAUGCGACCGAGAGACAUGGCACACAGAAGCCGCUGCGGACGCAUUCUCCUUCAGGAGCGCGGCACUUUCGGAUACCGAGCCGGGCCACAACCCCUUUUCUAGAGAGCCAUCAUGCGCCGUCGGUACAGCCUGUUGCCUCAGCUGAACUUUCUAAUUCCUCCAAGAAUCCGCUCCACGCUGAACGAGAUACUCAGCAUCCAGCUCUCAAACCUUCUCCUAUACCUCCGCCAAUAAAUAGAGCAGGAAAACCAAAGAUCCCUGCCAAUAAGCUCAUGGCGAUUGAGUGUACGCAGAAGGACCUUCAAGUGCCACUUAAGAAAGCCGAGGCCGCCGAUGAGGGCAUAUCACCAUUCAGUACUCCUCCUAGCAGCGACACGAGUCCACAUAAUUCGCCGCCCUUUGCUGACCAAACCUCGAAGCCUCGUCAUAAUGGUUCCAAGUACACGGCGUCGAGUAGGAGCGAGUAUUUUCCACAGUCUAUUCCGCAGCGCCAUGAUCAGAAGCCUACGAUCUCGCCAUCUUCAAAUACCGUUGGGAGGGCUGUUCAGCCUACGAAGUCGAAGUAUGAAGCAAGUAGUAAAUCAUUUGACGCAGAAGAUGGUACAGAUGAGAGACCUGACUUGCCACCGCGACGCGAGCUCACGAAUGCUGAGACUCGCAAUGCUUCAGCCAAACUUCGCCCGCGAGCGCCUGAACCUCCUCCACCUCGUAGGUCGAUGGACACAAUGCGCCCACCUCCAAUAGAACAAAAUCAAAGGCAUGCGCCCGCACCGCAGCGAAACUCGGCCGUACCAUACAGUCAAGUAUCUGCACUAAACCUAGCGCACAAUGCAUCGACGGAGGCAAUGAAAAGUAAUGCUUCUCUACCCUAUGAUUCUGACGAUGUCAGUGAUGCAUUGGAAAGGACUGGACAGCCAUCUGUCGACUAUCCAAACUCUUCAGAGGCUAACAGGCGACCCCCAUUGUUCCGUAAAGGUCCCAGUGAAAUCCCGACCAAAUAUGAAUCAAAACUUUUUGGGGUGUGUGGCGAUUAUAUAUGUACUACUGGAUACGUGACACGUGUCUGGGAUGUCUUGACAGGCCAGAUACUCGUCAGCUUAAGUCACGGGGAGACUGUAAAAGUCACCGCUAUGGCGUUUCGACCUGCAGCUGACGUCGAAGACGAGGGCAAGCGUAUCUGGCUGGGUACAAAUAUUGGCGAGAUUCACGAGAUCGACGUCCCAAAUAAUGUAAUUGCCCAAACUAAGCGCAAUGCUCAUACCAACAGAGAGAUACUCAAGAUGUAUCGAUGCGCGGCAGAGAUGUGGACUGUCGAUGACGAUGGGAAACUCCAGGUGUGGCCAUCUGAUGAGUCCGGGUCACCAUCCCUAAACCAGAUGCCUCACAGCUUUCGGGUGCCCAAAGGCCAUACCUUUUCUAUCGUAGCUGGCUCCUGUCUAUGGUACGCGACUGGCAGAGAAAUUAGGGUAUUCCAGAGAGACAGCGUCCAUCAUACAUUUGCACCCCUGUUGCAGACAUGCCUCAGUCAAACUAACGUUGGUGAGGUCACUUCUGGAGCGAUGAUACCUAGCCAGCCUGAUCGAAUAUAUUUUGGACACAAUGAUGGUAAAGUCACAAUAUACGACCGAUCGGACUACACUUGCCUAGGAGUGGUCAAUGUCAGCGUAUACAAGAUCAGCUCUCUUGCUGGAAUUGGCGACUACCUAUGGGCCGGGUAUUAUACUGGCAUGAUCUAUGUCUACGACACGAGGUGCACGCCUUGGAAAGUGAAAAAAGACUGGGUGGCGCACGACAAAGCAAUUCACGGCGUUUCUGUUGAUCGCACUAGCAUCUGGAAACUUGGUCGACUCCAAGUUGCAUCGUUCGGCGCAGAUAAUAUGCUACGAUUGUGGGAUGGUAUGCUACAGGAUGAUUGGCUGGACGACAAAAUGCAGCAGUGCGAUCAAGACUACUGUAACUUUCGCGAGAUAUCUGCUGUGGUAAUGACCUGGAAUGCAGGGGCAAGUAAACCUACAAGCCUGCGGCAUGAUCCGCGAGGCACUGACUUCUUCAAAAACCUUCUUACAACACAGGACACCGUGAAGAGCUUUUUUAAGAGCAAAAAGAAAGACUCGUACGACCAAGAGCAUAUUGGCCACCAAUACAGAGCUUGGAGAGAUCACCUUGUCCGCUGUAUCGACGACUAUAUGCCAACCGAUACCCCAUAUGUUCUUCUCCAUUCGUCAAACCUGGUGGGGCUCUUCACCUGCGUCUUUGUUAAAGCAUCGGAGCGAAGUCGUAUACGCGAGGUUUGUGGUGCCGAGGUCAAACUUGGCAUGGGUGGACUUCAUGGCAAUAAGGGUGCAUUGAUUGUGCGAUUCAUACUCGAUGAUACUUCCAUGUGUUUGAUCAAUUGCCACCUAGCAGCGGGACAGACACAAACAGCACAUCGAAACAAAGACAUCGCUCAGAUCCUGGAGGCCUCAGCACUUCCAUUCCAACGUGACGAAACAGCUCGCUCUGAAGUCUUCGUAGGAGGUGGAGAUGGGUCUAUGAUUCUUGAUCAUGAGAUUUGUAUUCUGAACGGGGACCUAAACUAUCGCAUUGACGCCAUGGGACCAGAUGCAGUGAAGAGAGCGGUACAGCAGAACAAUCUUGCAAAGUUGUUGGAGCGCGACCAACUACUUCUUUCGCGAAAAAGAAAUCCUGGCUUUCGAUUGCUUGCAUUCAAUGAGUCACCCAUCACGUUUGCACCUACAUACAAAUACGAUGUUGGGACGGAUACUUACGAUACGAGCGAGAAGAAACGCUCGCCAGCAUGGUGCGAUCGACUACUCUAUCGGGGCAGAGGCAGGAUACGGCAGCUUGAUUACAAGCGGCACGAAGUAAUGACUUCAGACCAUCGGCCAGUCAGUGGAAGAUUCAAUAUCCGUGUCAAAAUGAUCGACAAGCAGAAGAGAGGCGGCUUAUUGAAACGAUGUGAAAAGGAAUUCGAGCAGGUGAAGCAGCGAAUUGCGAUGGAUAUCAAGCUUGACUAUCUCGUCAAUGUUUUUGGCUUAUCUCACAAGGAAGCCAAGAAACUUCUCCUACAGUGA
Pseudovirgaria hyperparasitica is the source of this 3534-nucleotide messenger RNA. RefSeq names its product DNase I-like protein. Gene Ontology annotation, molecular function: phosphatidylinositol-4,5-bisphosphate 5-phosphatase activity; protein binding. NCBI's taxonomy places the organism in Eukaryota, Fungi, Ascomycota, Dothideomycetes, Acrospermales, Acrospermaceae. The transcript has 6 exons. The coding region runs from base 1 to 3534 and encodes 1177 amino acids. The record is from RefSeq and is a predicted model, not a curated record. Gene Ontology annotation, biological process: phosphatidylinositol dephosphorylation.